AUGCCUCUACAAUUCGGUCUCUGCGAACCCUCCGACGUGCCGCGGUGCUUCGAGAUCACCUCGCGCGCCUUUGGCACCGAGCACGGCUACUUCGAGGCCGUGUUCCCAGACCACGCCACGCCCGAGGGCCGCAGGUCGGGCGCCGAGAGGCUGGCCGGCGCGCUAAAGAACCCGCAGGCACGGCUGUGCAAGGUGACGGACACGGACACGGGCGAGAUCCUCGGUUUCGCAAAGUGGGACGUCUACGAAAGGUCGCCGACCGACGUCGGGGCCAAGGACGGGCCAAAGGGCGACUACUGGAAGGACGAAAAGGCCAAGGAGCUGUCGGACUAUUUCUGGUGGGAGUUUACCCGAAGGCGGUGGGAUGCGGUGCGGGAGUCUGGGGGUGAUAUUGUCUCCCUCGACAUCAUGGUUGUCGACCCGGCCCACCAUCGACGCGGCAUCGGAAGGAUGCUGAUGAAGUACGGCGUCGACGAGGCCGACAGGCUCGCGGUGGAAUCGGUGGUGGAGGCGUCGAGGAUGGGGAGGUUUCUGUACGAAAACUUUGGCUUCGAGAUACUCGAGGAUGUGCUCAUCCCCGUGCCACCCGGGCAGGAAGGAAAGGAGCAGUUUUUUCACUGGAUGAGGCGACCGGCGACGGUCAAGGCGGCAGCAUGA
Pyricularia pennisetigena is the source of this 657-nucleotide messenger RNA. RefSeq lists its product as uncharacterized. The transcript is spliced from 2 exons. The record is from RefSeq and is a predicted model, not a curated record. Lineage: Eukaryota; Fungi; Ascomycota; Sordariomycetes; Magnaporthales; Pyriculariaceae. The coding region runs from base 1 to 657 and encodes 218 amino acids. Gene Ontology annotation, molecular function: acyltransferase activity, transferring groups other than amino-acyl groups.